Nipponia nippon (crested ibis) is the source of this 2540-nucleotide messenger RNA. Lineage: Eukaryota; Metazoa; Chordata; Aves; Pelecaniformes; Threskiornithidae. The record is from RefSeq and is a predicted model, not a curated record.
AGCGGCCAGCGGAGCUCGGGCAGCCCGGCCUCAGGCGGGGUGAAAAAGAAAACUGUUUAAUCAACGAGCCAAGAUGCAGAGCACUUCCAAUUACCUCUGGCUGUUGUCUGACAUUCUAGGACAGGGAGCUACUGCAAAUGUUUUCCGGGGACGACAUAAGAAAACUGGGGAUUUAUAUGCUGUCAAAGUAUUUAACAGUAUAAGUUUCCUUCGUCCUGUGGAUGUUCAGAUGCGAGAGUUUGAAGUAUUGAAGAAACUAAAUCAUAAGAACAUUGUCAAAUUGUUUGCCAUCGAAGAAGAGACAACGACUAGACACAAAGUACUAGUUAUGGAAUUUUGUCCAUGUGGGAGUUUAUAUACAGUUUUAGAGGAGCCGUCUAAUGCCUUUGGUUUGCCAGAGUCUGAGUUCUUAAUUGUUUUGAGAGAUGUGGUGGCUGGGAUGAAUCAUCUCCGGGAGAAUGGAAUAGUGCACCGUGACAUCAAACCAGGCAAUAUAAUGCGUGUUAUAGGUGAAGAUGGUCAGUCUGUUUACAAACUUACAGACUUUGGUGCUGCGAGAGAACUUGAAGACGAUGAACAAUUUGUUUCUCUCUAUGGCACAGAAGAGUAUUUACAUCCUGAUAUGUAUGAGCGAGCAGUUUUGAGGAAAGAGCAUCAGAAAAAGUAUGGAGCAACAGUUGAUCUGUGGAGCAUAGGGGUGACCUUUUACCAUGCUGCAACAGGGAGUUUGCCUUUUCGACCUUUUGAAGGACCUCGUAGAAACAAGGAAGUGAUGUAUAAAAUAAUCACUGGAAAGCCUUCUGGUGCUAUUUCUGGAAUACAGAAAGCAGAAAAUGGACCAAUUGAGUGGAGUUGGGAGAUGCCUGUUUCUUGUAGUCUUUCAAAGGGCCUGCAAGUUCUGCUCACACCUGUCCUUGCGAAUAUUCUUGAAGCAGACCAGGAAAAAUGCUGGGGAUUUGACCAGUUCUUUGCAGAGACAAGUGACAUACUGCACCGAAUAAUAAUCCACAUCUUUUCACUACAGCAGAUGACCUUGCACAAAGUUUAUAUUCACAGCUAUAAUACAGCUGCUAUAUUUCAUGAGUUGGUCUACAAACAGACAAAAAUACCAUCUCAGAAUCAAGAACUGAUAUAUGAAGGCCGGCGUUUAAUACUAGAGCCUGGCAGAUUGGCACAGCACUUCCCCAGAACAACUGAGGAGAAUCCUAUCUUUGUAGUAAGCAGAGAGGCUGUGAACAUUGUUGGAUUAAUCUAUGAAGAAGUUUUACUUCCUAAAGUACAUCAACGUUAUGAUUUGGAUGGAGAUGCCAGUAUGGCUAAAGCAGUAACAGGUAUUGUAUGUUAUGCCUGUAGAGUUGCCAGUUCUUUGCUACUUUACCAGGAGCUGAUGCGAAAAGGAAUACGAUGGCUAAUUGAAAUAAUCAAGGAUGAUUACAAUGAAAUGGUUCAUAAAAAGACAGAGGUUGUCAUCAGGCUGGAUUUCUGCAGCAGAAACAUUGAGAAAGCUGAGAAAAUAUAUGAGAAUUUGAUGCAGAUCAACUUGGAAGCAUCAGAAGUGGAUGAAAUUUCAGAGAUACACACAAAACUGUUGCGUCUCUCCAGCUCUCAAGGCACAAUAGAAACUAGUCUUCAAGACAUCAAAAACAAACUUUCUCCUGGUGGUUUACUGGCUGACACCUGGGCAAAUCAGGAAGGCAUGCAUCCAAAAGACAGAAAUCCAGAAAGGCUGCAGGCGCUGCUAUGUUCCAUCACAGAUAUUUAUUAUCAGUUCAAAAAAGACAAAGCAGAACGAAGGCUUCCUUAUAAUGAAGAACAAAUUCACAAGUUUGACAAGCAGAAGUUGUAUUUGCAUGCUACAAAAGCCAUAGCUCUAUUCAAAGAUGAAUGCGUCAGCAAGUAUGAUGCGUUUUUGGACAAGGCUGAGGACUGGACAAGGAAAAUGCUUCACACAAGGAAGCAGUUACUGGCUCUCACCAACCAGUGUUUUGAUAUUGAAGAAGAGGUAUCCAAGUACCAGGAUUAUAUAAAUGAGUUACAAGAUGCUCUGCCGCAGAAAAUGUUUGCAGCUUCCAGUGGGAUGAAACAUACAAUGAAUACAGUCUAUCCAAGCUCAAACACAUUAGUGGAAAUGACUCUUGGUAUGAAGAAACUAAAGGAGGAAAUGGAAGGGGUUGUUAAAGAGCUGGCUGAGAACAAUCACAUUUUGGAAAGAUUUGGUGCUUUGACUAUGGAUGGUGGCCUGCGGAACGUGGACUGUAUCUAGCUUUCAAAGGACCAGAAGAGGACUUGUAAAUUUUUUCAAAGGGAAAAAAAUACUGUUGGGACACUUAAAGGCAGAUAAUAAAUCUGUAUCCAGUUUUUUUUUCCCCUCUGCAACUGUAAUAUUAAAAAAAUGUAAAUAUGUAUAAUAUGUAAAUAUAAAAGAAAUAUAUAUCUUUUUUUGGUCAAUGUUAGAAUAGAAUAACUUCUGGCAGGGAAUUUGGCCCCUUGGAGGAUCUCUGACGAAGUCCUAAAGGCAAAAGUGUUGUUGAUGAAACUGA